Messenger RNA from Lingula anatina, 3976 nucleotides. Its product is annotated as transient receptor potential cation channel trpm. Gene Ontology annotation, molecular function: monoatomic cation channel activity. The record is from RefSeq and is a predicted model, not a curated record. Gene Ontology annotation, cellular component: plasma membrane. Gene Ontology annotation, biological process: monoatomic cation transmembrane transport; protein tetramerization; metal ion transport. Lineage: Eukaryota; Metazoa; Brachiopoda; Lingulata; Lingulida; Lingulidae.
UCCAACAUGGUGGACCGUGAAACGCAUACAAGAUAUGACCAGAUGAAUAUUUUUCACUGAACAGUGAUGUUGAAACUUGGGGAGUUGUUAAGAAGGAGGCACGAAGUAACAGAAUAUGUGUGUUAAAGAACUGUUUAAUCUACAGCAGAAUACCAAAGAUCAAAUGGGAUAAGGCAGUUGCAAUUGCAAAUUACAAUUUGGUGUGGGAGGGAAUUGAUGCCUGCUGACCAUGCCCAGACUGUCCAGAUCACUGGACUCCAUGAGCUCCUUGGACCUAUCCUCUGCUUCUGGAAGAACCAAAGAAUCUUUUCAGGGGAGCCGUCCAUCCUUGGAAUAUGAAGCUCAGAAGUCGUGGAUUGAGAAGGUGUUUUUCAAGAGGGAAUGCAUUUGCUUUGUCAGAAGUCAAAAAGAUCCCAACAGAUGUGGAUGUGGGCGUGCCAAGAAAAAUCACACCGUCACCUCAGAUAUCUCUCUGCCACUGCCAGAUUCAUCUGUGCGUUGGGACCCUUGGAAACACACACAGUUGUUACCCACAGAUGCAUUUGGCACCUUGGAAUUCCAAGGCGGGCCACAUCCUACCAAAGCCCAGUAUGUACGAAUGUCCCAUGAAACCCAGCCAGAGGUUUUACUCCACCUCCUCACCAAGCACUGGGGUCUGGAGCUCCCAAAGCUCCUCAUCUCAGUCCAUGGGGGCAUAGUGAACUUUGACCUCCAGCCCAAGCUGAAGAGGGUAUUCAGAAAAGGUCUUCUCAAGGCGGCCAAUACCACAGGUGCUUGGAUUGUCACAGGGGGAACCAAUACUGGUGUAACAAGACAUGUUGGAGAAGGAAUAGGAGAACAGUCAUUAAAAACAAGGAAUAACAUUGUAACUAUUGGUAUAGCACCCUGGGGAAUAGUCCACAACCGACAAGAGUUGAUAGGAAAAGAUGUUGUCCGUCCAUAUCACGCUAUAGCUCCAUCACACAGCCACUAUGCUGUGCUGAACCAGUAUCAUUCCUAUUUCUUUCUGGUGGAUAAUGGGACAGUCGGGAAGUAUGGUGCAGAAAUACAGCUGAGGAAGAAACUUGAGAAAGUCAUCUCACUGCAGAAGAUCACUAGUGCUGGUGGCAUAGUGAAGGGCCAUGGGGUUCCUCUGGUUUCUCUGAUUCUUGAAGGAGGUACAAACACUAUUCGGACAGUACUGGACUGUGUGACAGAUGACCCUCCAAUCCCUGUGGUCAUAUGUGACGGGAGUGGGAGGGCAGCAGACAUCCUGGCAUUCACUCAUAAAUAUGCAAAUGAGGAUGGUACUAUGCCUGAAGCUGUGAAGAGCCAGCUUAUUCUUACAAUAGAGAAAACUUUCCAAUACAACAAGGAGGAAUCUGAGAAACUGUACAUGGAAUUAAUGUUAGCAGUGAAUAAGAAAGAAUUGAUCACAGUAUUCAGAAUGGGAGAAGGAGAAAAUACAGACAUCGAUCUGGCCAUAUUGACUGCACUGCUGAAAGGUCAGAAUGCCAGUGCCCCAGACCAGCUGAGCUUAGCACUAACCUGGAACAGGGUGGACAUUGCCAAAAAACACAUCUUUGUGUAUGGGCGGGAAUGGCCGGAAGGAGCACUUGAACAUGCCAUGAUGGAUGCCCUGACCAAUGAUAGAGUAGACUUUGUAAAGUUGUUGCUCCAGAAUGGAGUCAGUAUGCAGAAGUUUCUUACAAUACCCAGGCUGGAGGAACUUUAUAAUAUUAAGCAAGCCACACCAACUUCUGUUCCAUUUAGGACUUUUAAUGUCUUAAAAAAGAAACACCCUGAGCAUGCCCACUACACACUCCUAGAAGUUGGCCAGGUAAUAGACUACCUGAUGGGAGGUGCGUACCGAGCCUCAUACUGCAGGAAGAAGUUCAGAACUACUUACAAUGCCAUGAUGAAGAAGUCGCCUAGUCAGAUCUUUCAGGGCCACAACAUCAGCAAUGCUUUAGCCACAGUCCCCAUGCCAGGCAAUCUGAUAGACUUCCAGGACGUGUUCAAGUACCCAUUCAAUGAGCUGCUGGUCUGGGCCGUGCUGAUGAAGAGGCAGAAGAUGGCCAUGUGUAUGUGGCAGCACGGAGAGGAGGCCAUGGCUAAAGCACUGGUGGCUCUGAAGAUCUACAAGACCAUGACGCGGGAGGCCGAACAGGAUGACCUGGAGGUGGAGAUAUUUGAGGAGUUACGGACUUAUUCGAAGGAAUUUCAGAACAUAACAAUGGAGCUCCUGGAGGUGUGCUACAAGACGGAUGCAGAUGCCACCAAGCAGUUACUGACUUAUGAACUGAAGAACUGGAGUAACCAGACCUGCCUAAGCCUGGCUGUGUCAGCCGUCCACAGGGAGUUCCUGGCCCACCCCUGCUGCCAGAUGCUGCUCACUGAUAUGUGGAUGGGAGGAUUGAAUAUGAGGAAGUACACAGUGUUGAAGGUAUUGAUGGGUAUUUUAAUCCCCCCUCUUCUGCUUGCCCUGGAGUAUAAAAGUAAAGAGGAGCUGCAAUUAAUGCCACAGACUGUGGAGGAACACAUUGGGGAAAUCGAGGACUCUGACACAGAGUCCAAUGUCAGCCGCAGGUCAUCAUAUGGUGAGCAGGACAUUGAGAUGGAGAUGAUCAAUGCCAGUCAAGGACAAAACUUGGACAGGUCAGCAGAUGCCACAGAAGUGACCUCCCCUGUCAACAGUCCCGUCAGCCCCCCUGUGAACUCUAAUGGUCCUCUGUUGGACCAGAGUGCCUUGACAGUCCAUAGAGUAACAGAUUUCAUGAAGAAAAAGAGCCCAUUGAGAGUGGGGAAGAAAGUGUAUGAGUUUUAUGCUGCUCCUAUCACCAAGUUUUGGCUGCAUACGAUGGCCUAUGUCAUUUUCCUAGCUUCAUUCAAUUAUGUUGUUCUGGUUAAAACUCCACCAAAGCCUUCAUGGGUAGAGAUUUACGUCAUGGCUUACAUCUUUACUUUAGCCAUUGAUAAAGCAAGAGAGAUUAUAGCAUCGGAGCCAGUAAAAGCAUUGCAGAAAUUUUCAGUCUUCUUUGGAGACUUUUGGAACAUCCUAGAUGUCAUUGCCAUUGUCCUGUAUAUAAUUGGUGCCGUGCUCCGCAAUAUGGAGUCCUACAUUCAAGACGGCCAUGUGGUGUUCAGUGUGGACAUCAUAUUUUGGUAUAUAAGAAUUCUAGACAUCUUCAGUGUUAGCAAGCACUUGGGUCCUUAUGUUAUGAUGGUGGGAAAAAUGGUGACAUAUCCCAUCACUGUCCCAGCUUAUUCCACUAGCAUCCCAGGUUAUCCCGCUAGUGGCGUGCCAUAUCCUACCAGUGUCCCCGCAUCAGAAUAUUAUGUGCCAUACUCUUCGCCAUACUCUGCUGUCGGUGGCACUUUCUUUACCCCUGCCCCAACUACCAUGAUUCCAGCCUUCACUCCCUUCCUGUCUCAGCACAGGGCGGAGUACACCAGUAUUACUGAUGACAUCGACACCUCAUAUGUCCAGCAAGGUAGUCCAGAGAGCAUUCCAGGGACACCACACUUCUCCAUGAGCUCAUACGACUCUCAGGAUGAACUGAGGGAGGCGAAGGGUGGGAGCCCUGAGAAGGACGCCAUCAUCGUAGAGGCGAAGGUGUUGAAACACGCUGAAGAGAGUGAACACGAGAUCAUGGAGCCUGUGAUACGCUGUCGAAUACGGCAAAUCUCUAUCUCUGAGAACGAAGGUCUGAGUGACUCUCUACUGAGCGAGCUGGAGUUAGUACAUAAAGAGUUGAUACCAGCACAGGCCAAGAACUCGUCUGAUGAGGACAGUGGGAAGGAGAUGGAGGAGGACGGCAGUGACGAGACGGUUAAUGAAGGUGACCAUGGAAAUAGUGAGGUGGAAAUGGACAGUCAGUUAGAUCUCCAAGUAGGAGAUGUAAAUAUCGUAAUGAGUAAUAAUCAGGCACAGACUGAUGUUUCUUCAACAUCAAAUGGUGUAGAUGAUAGCCAUGUGAAUGAGAAGGUAUGCUAG